UUAAAACUCGCCAACUCAACAUCACCGCCCAAAGGCAUAUUUUCCACGGGUUUGUUUCCGCAAAUAUCCUGUUCUUUUCUUCCCAUAUGCGUUUUUCUGACGCAUCACAUCAAGCCUCUAAAAUCAAGAAGUAGGGAGCUUUGCCACCCAAGUCGAACUCUUGAUUCCUAGACCGUUUAUUUCACCGCCGUACCUCGAGUUGCAGCACCGACCCCGACGAUUCCAUCCCCUGAUACAACUCUGCUACAGCAAGGAGCCUGCAUCUAGUCUCUUGAUAAGCGAAACGGAACGCUCUUCAGAUCCCCCGAGGGGCAGCAUAUACGUGGCAAGAUGAGCCAAACAGUCUCACCGCAUGGCGGCAUUUCGGACCCCACCCUCAUUACUCUUGUCAACAAGCUUCAGGAUGUCUUCUCAACAGUUGGCGUCAACAACCCGAUCGACCUUCCCCAGAUAGCCGUCGUUGGUAGUCAGUCGAGCGGAAAGAGCUCGGUGCUGGAGAAUAUUGUCGGCCGCGACUUCUUGCCGCGAGGCUCCGGAAUCGUGACCCGGCGACCCCUUGUCCUCCAGCUCAUCAACCGACCCGCCUCGGGACAGUCCAACGGCGUCAGCGAUGACGCUUCCAACACCGACAAGGCGGCCAACGCCGACGAAUGGGGCGAGUUCCUCCACAUCCCGGGGCAGAAAUUCUACGACUUUAAUAAGAUUCGGGAAGAGAUCAGCCGGGAGACCGAGGCCAAGGUCGGCCGCAAUGCCGGCAUCUCGGCCGCCCCGAUCAACCUCCGCAUCUACUCGCCCAACGUCCUCACUCUCACCCUCGUCGAUCUCCCCGGCCUGACGAAAGUGCCGGUGGGCGACCAGCCCCGGGAUAUCGAAAGGCAGAUCCGAGACAUGGUGAUCAAGUACAUCUCGAAACCGAACGCCAUCAUCCUCGCCGUCACGGCCGCCAACAGCGAUCUCGCCAACUCGGACGGCCUGAAACUGGCGCGGGAAGUCGAUCCGGAGGGCCAGAGGACGAUAGGCGUCCUGACCAAGGUGGACCUGAUGGACGAGGGGACCGACGUGGUGGAUAUCCUGGCGGGCCGGAUCAUCCCCCUGCGGCUCGGGUACGUGCCCGUGGUCAACCGCGGCCAGCGGGACAUCGACAACAAGAAGCCGAUCGGCUCGGCGCUCGAGGCCGAGAAGAACUUCUUCGAGAACCACAAGGCGUACCGUAACAAGAGCUCGUACUGUGGGACGCCGUACCUGGCCAGGAAACUCAACCUCAUCCUCAUGAUGCACAUCAAGCAGACGCUGCCGGACAUCAAGGCGCGCAUCUCGAGCUCGCUGUCCAAGUACACGGCGGAGCUGGACAGCCUGGGCCCCAGCAUGCUGGGCAACAGCGGGAACAUCGUGCUGAACAUCAUCACCGAGUUCACCAACGAGUGGCGGACGGUGCUGGACGGCAACAACACGGAGCUCUCGAGCACGGAGCUGUCGGGCGGCGCCCGGAUCAGCUUCGUCUUCCACGAGCUCUACUCGAACGGCGUCAAGGCGGUGGACCCGUUCGACGUGGUCAAGGACGUCGACAUCCGCACCAUCCUGUACAACUCGUCCGGGUCCUCGCCGGCGCUCUUCGUCGGCACCACGGCGUUCGAGCUCAUCGUGAAGCAGCAGAUCAAGAGGCUGGAGGACCCCAGCCUCAAGUGCGUGUCCCUGGUGUACGACGAGCUGGUGCGGAUCCUCACGCAGCUGCUCAGCAAGGGCCUGUACAGGCGGUACCCGGGGCUCAAGGAGAAGGUGCACGCGGUGGUGAUCGCCUUCUUCAAGAAGGCCAUGGAGCCGACCAACAAGCUGGUCAAGGACCUGGUGGCCAUGGAGUCGUGCUACAUCAACACGGGCCACCCGGACUUCCUCAACGGGCACCGGGCCAUGGCGCUCGUCAACGAGAGGUACACGCAGGCGAAGCCGGUGCAGGUGGAUCCCAAGACGGGCAAGCCGCUGCCCGGCGGCACGCCGAGGGCGGCGAGCCCGACGGUGCCGGAGGCGGAGUCGUCCAAUGCGGGGUUCUUUGGCAGCUUCUUCGCGGCCAAGAACAAGAAGAAGGCGGCGGCGAUGGAGGCGCCCCCGCCGAUGCUGAAGGCGUCGGGUACGCUUUCGGAGCGGGAGAAUAUCGAGGUUGAGGUCAUCAAGCUGCUCAUCGCUUCUUACUUCAACAUUGUCAAGCGGACGAUGAUCGACAUGGUGCCCAAGGCCAUCAUGCUGACCCUUGUCCAGUUCACCAAGGACGAGAUGCAGAAAGAGCUGCUGGAGAACAUGUACCGCAGCGACACUCUGGACGAGCUGCUCAAGGAGAGCGACUUUACGAUCCGCCGAAGGAAGGAGUGCCAGCAGAUGGUCGAGUCGUUGUCGCGGGCCAGCGAGAUUGUGAGCCAGGUCCAAUAAAACAGACAGGCCACGAAAGGAGCGAAGGCUAUUUCAUGAGAAGGCAGGAAUUAUUAGACACUGUAGACGACAUGCGGCCUGGUGGGAGACAAGAGGUAAAUGCAGAUAUGAUACGUUGGGGGGGGG
This is a messenger RNA of Sodiomyces alkalinus F11, 2547 nucleotides long. RefSeq lists its product as hypothetical. Bases 331 to 2421 code for a protein of 696 amino acids. Gene Ontology annotation, molecular function: GTPase activity; GTP binding; microtubule binding. The transcript is spliced from 5 exons. Gene Ontology annotation, cellular component: membrane; cytoplasm; microtubule. Gene Ontology annotation, biological process: peroxisome organization. The record is from RefSeq and is a predicted model, not a curated record. Lineage: Eukaryota; Fungi; Ascomycota; Sordariomycetes; Glomerellales; Plectosphaerellaceae.